AUGUCUGUCUUCUCCUCCAACAGCUCCAUGUGGAGGCGUGCCAUGGGCAGCCGCCAUAUCCAAUCCUUUGCGGACGACGGCGAUCACAAUAACGAGGGAUACCGUGCCCUUCCACGCCGCUCUGCUCGACUUGCCCAACUCACCACUGAGCGGGCCAAUCGAAACAGGUCUCAAGAUAUCAACGUUGGCACUGUCAGAUGCGACGCCCCUUUGGACGUGCAAGAGAGCGAUGGUGAGGACGACAGCACCAGCGAGGAUCAUGACAGCACCAGCGAGGAUGAUGGUCCUGGAACUCUGGCCACUUCAGACGACCCUGUCAAACCCGUCCCGUCCACUGGGCCCACGGUAAUCAGCAGCCCUCCACACACCACUCGGAAGCAGCUUCGGCACCUGAUUCGCCAACAGAAGUUUCAUGAGCGCCGGGAGCAGGAGAGACGAGAGUACAAGGCUCGUAGGAGUAUCAUGCACCGUGCCAAGGGUGCUCGAGGGUACGCGGGUAACCGCAUCAGCGGGAAGGAACCAAAAGAGGGAAUGGUGGAGAUUAGUAUGGACAACAGGGUGGCUGUCUCGGUCUUUGAUUCUCAUGGGCGCAAGACCGUUCAUCGUGCACACAAGUGCAAGCGUCCUGAUGUCCUCAAUGCCUGCAACGAGGCGGCACGUUUGGUCGAAGUGCAUGGGAUGAGACCAACCUUUGAUACCAGCCAAGAACGAGGCAAGUUCAAGACCUACUACUUUUCAUUGCACCGAGGCUCAACAGAGCUUCCUCGAUUCUCCAAAGACAUCAUGCACAACUGUGAACUGUACAAUAAGCUUGUCUCUGUGCUUGAUCCAGUGAUGAAAUACGUCGCAGGGAUUUUCAAAGCCGAGUUCCCAGCACUCUAUGAGCGAUACGCCAAUGCCAUGGACACCGUUAACUCGAAGCACCCAGAACUGCAUGCGUGUUUCUUCCCAUUUGCCUCAUUUUGUAUCAACAUGAGCAAGACUGGGGUGGUGACCGUCAAACACAUUGAUAUGCAAAACCUCGCCCCGGGCCUCUGUGUGGUUAUACCUUUCGGUGAUUUUGACCCGGCAAUCGACUGCAAGUUGCACGUUGUUGAGCUAGGUUAUACCUUCCAGCUGGCUGCUGGAACACCCAUUUUCUUUCCUUCUGCUCUCUACACACACUACAACUCAGAGCUGAUAUCCAAAGGGAUGCGUGGCUCUAUUGUUGCAUGGACCGGGGCCUCAGUCUUCCAGUACGUGGAUCUUGGCUGCCGUGCAGUUCAGAACCUGUCAGCCUAUGAAGUCACUGAAUACAAGGCUGGCCUCAAAGAUCGUGUUCGCCGGGGGUUUCGACUCUUUCCCAAGAUGAAGCCGGUUGUCAAUAAGACGGUUGAAUUACAAUAG
Molecule: messenger RNA, 1386 nt
Organism: Mycena citricolor
Lineage: Eukaryota; Fungi; Basidiomycota; Agaricomycetes; Agaricales; Mycenaceae
Source: the annotation of a GenBank genome assembly